AAGAAUUUACUUAUCUAUAAAUGAGGCAUAUUUUCUGUCAGCAGGUUCUUAUUUUAAAAAGAGCAAAAGCUGAUAUUUCUGAGCUGGCACAGACAGCUUCUGUCACAGCAUCCAUUGAUUUUUUUUUUUCCCUUUGGUAACAUAAUUCAGAGAAACAUUAAUUAGGAAUAGCUACUGAGAUACAUACUUUGAUUUUUUUCUUUAGUAAUUUUGCUCUAUUGGCAAAUCAUUUAAGUUAUUAGUGUUAGUUGUGAGAAUGAACAAUCAGAUUAGUUGCGAAAAAGGCAGUAAACUAUUGGUAAACACUUAGCAUAGGUUUAAUUUUCAGAUAAUUAGAAACAAUUGGGUAUUUUAGCUGACCAAGCGUAUUCAAAUAAGAUUACCAUUUAAAAUGAUUUGACAAGGUGUGUGUCAGCAAUAAAAAUAAAAUAGAUUUUCCUUCAUGUAGUGUAAACAUAAGGAAAAUAGGCCCAGAUAAUAUAUUUUAAGACCAGAGCAGACUUUUCCCCCAUUUGUCCUGAUAUUUAUUCUGUUCAGUUUUGCUAUCAUCUGUGCAGCUAAUCCAGUUUACAGCAGUCUGAGAUCCAGAUUUAUGCUGCAAGGCCAUUACAUUUCCCUUUAAUAUUCACAAUACAGGAAUUAUCCACACUUCCACCCGUGCAGGGUUCAGUGUUUGCAGGCUGUUUGUUGCAUGGUAAUAAGCCUGUGGUUUCAAACUGUUAGUUGUUUUUUGUAAUUAUUGUACUCUAUAGAAAAAACAUGUUUUAAAUCCCUAAGCAUUUAUGAAAAUCUAUUUCUACAUGCAUUGUUUUUUUUGUUUUGUUUUCUUUGCUGUUCCUGAGCAAUCCUAAUGAGAAACUGUUAGGAAUUAAAUGGGUCAUCUUGUUCAAUAAAUGGCAGUGAAUACCUUUAAUGAGGGAUUUAUUUCCAUUAGGUUUGCUGUGACCACUUCCACUCACCCAUUCCCAGUACUGGACUGUGGGAAAAUAGCUCCGUGCCACGGUGCUAUGAGAGUGAGGAUCGAGGGCUGCUAAAACAAACAGUUUUCAUGCCUGUGAUGCACAAACAGAAAUGAAAAGCUGCCUCAGUUGGUUCAUAUUCUUGUGGAAAUGUAAACAAGCAAAUCCUGGUUUAUAGGCAGCCACACAUCAGUAUUGGUAUCACAUACCCUGAAAAGGCACCUCAUCUGGCCAGCAUCAUAACUGAUAUGCAAUUACUAAUGUCCUUCUUUGAAAUGAGGGCUUUGCUGUAACAUCAGAUAUCACUUUAAAAUGCAUUAAUUGUGCCAGAAAUCCUGUCCUGAUAUUCAGUACUGUGGCAUUUUACUGGAAUUCUUGGAAGGAGGUGCAGCACAGUGCACAGCAAAUAUGCGGUCUUUAUCCCGUUGUACCUAAGGAUCCUUACCAAAAAUCAUGGGAAAAUAUAGUAUAGGAGGCCUAAAACAGCCAAAUCAGAGUGGAUAAAAGAUGACUUUUAGUGAUACUGGAUUUUUAACUUUGAACCACAUUUCUUUUCCUUUAUAUGCUUUUAAGUAUUUUAAAACAGGCAUGGGCUUGUAUCUUAUACCUCCAUGUGGCCAUGGAUGUGCAUGAACAGCCCUGGUCUGUGGUGUCUGUGAUUUUCUGAGGUCAGUGAUGUCUGUGUGAUUUUCUAGGGUCAGUGAUGUCUGUGUGAUUUACUGGUGUCUCUGUACUGUCCACCCCUCCUCUCUCCAGGUGUGUGACCCCAAUAUUAUGCAAACACGAACCCGACAAGUGCUGAGGUCUCCUGUCAGUUCAAAGCCCUGCCCUGAAGAUUCACAAAUGAAGCCAUGUAUUCUUAAUCAAAAUUGCUUCCAAUACCAGUACAACCUAACAGGCUGGAGCGGGUGCCAGCUGGGUGCCAAUGCCACCUGCGGUCACGGGGAGCGCCGCCGCCUCCUGAGCUGCCAGCGCAGCGACGGGGCCACCGUCAGCAUGCAGCUCUGCCAGCAGCUGCACCUGGAGAAGCCCGUGCCCACGAGCAGUCCGUGCGUGGUGGGGUGUGCCGUGGACUGCCAGCUCUCCCCGUGGUCAGCCUGGUCGCAGUGCUCACACACAUGUGGCACUGGUGGUCCCCUAACACUUACAUGACUCCAGUAACUUCAGCAAGACUUUCUUCAGCCAGUAGUGUUCACCAGCAUACAAAAAGUGAAAGGAUUAGGACCUUUUUCAGCUUAGGUGUUUUAAAAUACCCUUUGAGUAUUGACAUGAGGAAAUGCAUUGAAGGUUUUAUUCUCAAUAAGCUUGGGACUUUGUUUCCCAGGCUUCUGAUGUGCAUUAGAGAUACAGCUAAUGGUCUUUAAGAUUCAAAAGCCAUAAUGUAUAUUUGAAUCAAAUUCACUUAAGGUCAAAAAGAAAAAAGCUCUUAACUUCCAUAAAAUGAUUCCUUCAGAUGGAUACCAGAGAUCAAAGCAUGUUACAGAAAAAGCUUAAUAUUUGGAUUAGUGCUGUUCUUUCUUUGCUGAGCUUUUAGCCCAUUUGUGAAGUAGUGCUUUCUUAACAGAAAUGAAUAAUUCAUGGACAGUGUUUUAACAACAACACACUGGGAGUACUAUUAAUUCCAAAUUAUUAUUUUUUUUUCUUUAAAAUCCAUUUUGGAGUGUUAAUGCUUGUGUUGCUGAAUAAACUUAAUUUAAUUUUUUGAGUGUUCAAUCACUUACUAAGUUAAACAGAGUACAGUGCAAAAGCAGGUUGUAAUGUUUUUAUGGCUUUUAGUAUGCUCAAGGAGCAGCUCACCCUAUAUGGUACCUGAAGAUUUCUUCCAUCCUGAGCUCUUACAUUGCAUAGUUUGCAAAAGGAGAUACUCAAGUGUCUUGUGUUUGACCCUGAUCCUGAAAUGCUUGUGCAAAUUCCAGACUGAUUAAAGAGUUGCCAGUGAGUACAAGGAGUUACUCCAUGUCCUAAAUCAGAGGAAAUCUGGAAACAUUCAUGCUGAAAGAGACUUUCCAGUGAGUGUCCUGGCUUUAGGUGCCAAACCUCAUUGAGGCUGUUUCAAUCACACAGUCAAGCCCAAACUCAGCUCAAUUUACAGGUCAUCCCUGAUCUUCAAAGAUCAUAACUCUGCUCUACUGCUGGCUGGAGAUCUGUCUUGUACAGGCCACUGUACUACUGCUGUUGUUUAACAUGGAUUUAAAAGCUGGAGAUACUCUUCAGUGAACCUACAGCAGCCAAGCAGCCGGGAAAGCUGUUUCAUACAAAACUGUGUCAUAAAGAAGCCAAGUUUUUUCAGUCCUUCUCUGCCACUUGAACAACUUCACAGGGAUCCUGAGCCUCCAAUGCCAGAGCAGAAGCACCAGUGAAACAAAGAGGACUCUGCCUCCAGGUUAUUCCAAACACACAGUUUAUUUUCCAGCAGCCUCGGUCUUGAUCUGACUUCUGCUGUAUCAACUCAGAGCUACUGUGGUACCAAACAUCCCUGGUGGAGGGACCUUGGCACCUGUCCUGUGGCAGUGGCCCUUGUGUGGUUCCAGCAGCACAAACAGUGUCAUUCAGCUGCUUCACUGAGCACCAGUGGGCUGUAAAUACUCCUGGAUGAUGGCAAUAACAGAGAAGAGUUUUGUGCACUCAUCUACAGGCGCUGCUUCAGAGGAACACAGUGAGGGUUUCCAGCCAGAAGGGUCAUGGACUGCCACACCUUUGAAGUCACCCUGAGUUUCUCACAGGCUUCUGUGGGAGUAGGAUGAAGCCUCAAAUUAGACAGGAAAAAACAAAGGGUGACACUAAAUGAGCUGUGGGAAUUGGCUGCAGUAAACACUCAUAACUGCUUCCCUUUGCCAGUAAGUAAUUGCCCACUGUCUGGUACAGCUAAAAUGCAGGGCUUAGGUGCUCGGUGUGCAGAAAUAAUUCACAGCAAGUUGAAUGCAGCAUUACUGGAUUAGCUCACAACAAUAUUUUGCUUUUCUGGCUUUUUUUGGACAGCGUGUGAAAGACCUGCAGAAGUGCCAUAAAGGACUUCAAAGAGAAACAUAAUUUAAAUAUAAUU
This is a messenger RNA of Cyanistes caeruleus (blue tit), 4002 nucleotides long. NCBI's taxonomy places the organism in Eukaryota, Metazoa, Chordata, Aves, Passeriformes, Paridae. The record is from RefSeq and is a predicted model, not a curated record.